GGACCUGACGAUACGCUCAAUCCACAGAAUUGGCCGCUGAUUUCAAGGUGUAAGAACCUUUUCAUAUUGGCAUUUCUCAUCUUUACCCAAGGCUGGGCAGGUGCCUCCCAAUCAAUGGAGAAUUUAGUAGCAAGUUCAACGUUUCAUGUAAGCCAGACAACGGAGAGUCUAGAUACCGCCAUGUAUCUUUUUGGUGUUGGAAUCGGCGCUCCAUUUGCAGGUCCAUUGUCCGAGACGGUGGGAAGAAAUCCUGUAUACCUAUUGGCUACUUUCUGCUAUCUGUUCUUCGUUUUGGGAUCUGCCAAGGCAACCACAUUUGGCGGGCGUAUUACCUGCCGUUACUUCGUGGGCUUGUUCUCCAGUGCUACUUUGUCCAUCAACGGAUCCAGUGUUAGGGACCAGUUCAGAGACGUAAAAAGAGCUUUCGUCUUCCCAAUUAUUGCUUGGGUUAAUGUAAUAGGCCCUGUAACUGCUCCGGUAGCAAGUGGCUGGCUCGUUUCUAGCCCUGGAUUGAGUUGGCAUUGGCCUGAUUGGGUUACGUUAAUAAUAUCCGGUGCAGCCUUCUCGAUUGCAGUUCUGUUUCUUCCAGAAACAUACUUGCCGCUGCUUUUGGAUUGGAAAGCAAAAGAACUUCGGCAUUUGACUGGCGACGAUAGGUUUACAUCUGAGCACGCCAUGGCAGCCAAUUUCCUAGGACGCCUGAAACACAACAUCACACUUGGGGUUACGUUUUUUCGAACAGAGAUUAUUGUAACGGUACUGGGCUUCUACCUUCUACUCCUAUACACGCUACUUUUUACUUCCCUGUCUGGAUUCGAUUUCAUCUUCAAGGACACAUAUGGGCUCUCCACGGGCCUUACCGGUAGCUGCUUCGCCUCUAUUGCAGUAGGAUCGACGCUUUUCACAUUCAGCGCACCAGGCUUAUACAGCUGGGCCCGCAGAGUUACAGAACAUGUGCGUGGGGCAUCUGUUGAACCCGAAUUUCGACUAUGGCCUGCGAUUGUUACAUCGCCCUUGUUGCCCAUGUGUCUUUUCUGGCUCGGAUGGACCAACUACCCUCAAAUUACUAUAUGGUGCGGACUGAGUGCCUGUUUAGUGUUCGGUAUUGUCUUGACUGCAUUCUAUGUGAGCAGUUAUGAAUACAUAAUAGAUAGCUACGGUGACCAUUCAGCCAUCGCUCUUGCGAGUGUUACAUCUGUCCGGUAUUUGGCUGCAGGCGGUAUGGUAAUGGCUACGCGCCCAAUGUAUACGGCCAUCGGUGUCCAUUGGACUAUGACGAUCCUGGGUUGUGUUGCAGCUAUACUGAGCCCUGCUCCUCUUCUGUUCUGGUUCCACGGACCCAAACUCAGAUUGAAAAGCAAGUAUGCGAAG
This is a messenger RNA of Trichoderma virens Gv29-8, 1371 nucleotides long. RefSeq lists its product as uncharacterized. The record is from RefSeq and is a predicted model, not a curated record. Gene Ontology annotation, biological process: transmembrane transport. NCBI's taxonomy places the organism in Eukaryota, Fungi, Ascomycota, Sordariomycetes, Hypocreales, Hypocreaceae. Gene Ontology annotation, molecular function: transmembrane transporter activity. The annotation marks the transcript as partial. The transcript has 2 exons.